AUGCCAUCCCAGCAGCGAGCCAGCAUGGCCGAGCCCGCCGCGCCAGCCCCCCCGGCCCGUGUGCGGGUCUGCGUCCGCCUGCGCCCCUGCAGCCAGGGGGACCCCUGUAUCCGUGGCCUGGAUUCCCGCUCCCUGGAGAUUAUCAGUUGGAGGAACAAAAAGGAGACCCUGCAGUACCAAUUCGACUCCUUCUAUGGAGAUCAAGCCACGCAGCACGACAUCUACGCCGGCUCCGUGCAGCCUGUCCUGUGCCACCUGCUGGAGGGGCAGAACGCCAGCAUACUGGCCUAUGGCCCCACCGGUGCUGGUAAGACGCACACCAUGCUGGGCAGCCCAGAACAGCCAGGUGUGAUCCCACGAGCGCUGCGGGAUGUCCUGCAGAUGACGCGAGAGGCGAGCUGCUCACCCGGGGGUGACGAGUGGGACUACUCCGUCUCCAUGUCCUACCUGGAGAUCUACCAGGAGAAGGUGCUGGACCUGCUGGAGCCGUCCCAGCAGGAGCUGCCAAUCCGGGAGGACCGGGACCGGAACAUCCUGAUCCCAGGGCUGACUGAGCGGGAGCUGGGAGGCUUUGGGGACUUUGAGCGGCACUUCCUGCCGGCCAGCCGCAACCGCACGGUAGCCUCCACUCAGCUCAACGAUCGCUCAAGCCGCAGCCACGCCGUGCUGCUGGUGCGGGUGGCACGGACCCAGCGGGCGCCCCCCCGCCGCCGCCGUGUAGCCAAGCUCUGCCUCAUCGACCUGGCUGGCUCUGAGGACAACCGGCGCACCGGCAACUGUGGCCUGCGGCUCAAAGAGAGCGGAGCCAUCAAUGCCUCCCUGCACGUGCUCAGCAAGGUGGUGGAUGCCCUCAACCAGGGGCUGCCCCGCGUGCCAUACCGUGACAGCAAGCUCACCCGCCUGCUGCAGGACUCCCUGGGGGGCUCAGCUCACAGCGUGAUCAUUGCGAAUGUCGCCCCGGAGCAAGGCUUUUAUUUUGACACGCUGAGCACGCUGAACUUUGCUGCCAAGUCCAAGCAGGUGGUGAACCGGCCCUUCACCCAGGAGAUGCUGCAGGCCCCAGCUGCACGCAAGAGACCUCCCGAGGACCCUGGAGCCAGCAGUGAGGGUGCGAGCCCCAGGGCCAAGAGACCUCCCGAGGACCCUGGAGCCAGCAGUGAGGGUGCCAGCCCUGGGGCCAAGAGACCCCCUGAGGAGGAGCCCCCCGAGGCCGAGCCGCUCAGCUCCCUGCUGCCCCUGGAGCAGCUGGACCCAAGGCUGGUGCAGCGGCUGCUGGGGCUGGAGCAACUGGAGAAGCAGCAGGGCGGGGCCGGGCGGAGGCUGCCGCUGCUCAGCACCCCCCGGCGGGAGCGGGUGGCCCUGCUGCGCCAGCUGGAGGAGACGCGUAGCGAGCUGCAGAAGCUGAAGGAGAGGCAGAAGGAGCUAGAAGGCGCAGCGCUGCUGGACAAGGCCUGUCAGCCCAAGCCCCUGCACCACAGCAAGGCUCCCCCCCGGGCCCGGAAACAGGCUGUGGUGCUGCCCCUGCAGCAAGGAGCUGAGGCUGGAGGCAGGAUUGGAGGGGCCCCGGGGCAUGCUGGGAAGUGGGGGCACGGGGGGGGGAACCUGGUGCAUGCUGGGAAGUGGGGGACACGGGUGGGGGACCUGGGGAAUGCUGGGAGGCCCCGGCCAUGGGGGGCGGAGCCGCGGGGGUUCUUCGGCGUCUACCUGCUGUUCUGCACCAACCCCCGGUACCGGGGCCGUGUCUACGUCGGCUUCACUGUGGCCCCCCAGCGCCGCAUCGGGCAGCACAAUGCCGGCAAGCGCCGCGGCGGGGCCUGGAAGACCAGCGGGCGCGGGCCCUGGGAGAUGGUGCUGAUUAUCCACGGUUUCCCCACCGACGUGGCUGCUCUCCAGUUUGAGUGGGCCUGGCAGCACCCACACACUUCUCGCCGUCUCUCCCACGUGAGCCGUCGCGCCCGCCGGGAGACCCGCUUUGAUUUCCACCUCCGGGUUCUGGCCCACAUGCUUCGCGCGGCGCCCUGGUGCCGCCUGCCCCUCACGGUGCGCUGGCUGGAGCCAGGGUACCGCCGGGACUUCCCCCCCGCCCUCCAGCCCCCCCUGCACAUGCCCGUGGCCUUCGGGCAGUUCCGGGCGCUGGGCCGAGCCAGGGGCCGUGGGGAGCGGGGGCAGGAAGAACCCGGCCCUCCACCGGGGCAGGCAGACCAGGCCCAGCGCUGCGCUCUCUGCCUGAAGAGACUCCAGGAUGCGGAUGACCCCCCCCUGUGCUGCUUCCACCCCGGCUGCCCCCUGGCUGCCCACCCCGCCUGCCUGGCGCGGGAGUUCCUGCGGGAGGAGCCGGAGCAGAUCCUGCCCGUGGAGGGGCGCUGCCCAGGCUGCAAGAACCUGCUUCUGUGGGGCGACUUGAUUCGCUACCACCAGGGUUGCUAUGGUGACUUGGAAGAAGUCCCUGCCUCCUCCCAGGGACACUGGACAGAGGAGCUGCAGACUUGAAGACCAGAGGGGAGGAGCCUGCGCUGGAGGAGGCGGGGCAAAGGACGGGUCCCCUUUGCCCCACCCACCGGGACGAUGGACCCGCCCCCUCCUGGAUCCCGGGGCGAGGGGAUAAUUAUGGGAUUACAUGAAAUAAACAUCUCAGGAGAUUCGA
Molecule: messenger RNA, 2644 nt
Organism: Malaclemys terrapin pileata
Lineage: Eukaryota; Metazoa; Chordata; Testudines; Emydidae
Product: kinesin-like protein KIF22
Biological process (GO): microtubule-based movement; mitotic spindle organization; DNA repair
Cellular component (GO): Slx1-Slx4 complex
Molecular function (GO): microtubule motor activity; ATP binding; microtubule binding
Source: RefSeq, a predicted model, not a curated record